AUGAAACGUCUGGAAUUUGAACUUCGUUCGCUUUUUGCAAUUAGUGUGCCAAACCUAAAUAUUUUUCUUAUUUCUUCCCUGAUAGUUCUUAUAAUCUCUUUCUCUUAUACUUUCAUUCUCUUACACUUUCAUUCUCUUAUACUUUCAUUCUCUUACACUUUCAUUCUCUUAUACUUUCAUUCUCUUACACUUUUAUUCUCUUAUACUUUCAUUCUCUUAUGCUUUCAUUCACGUAUGCUCUCAUCCUCUUAUGCUCUCUUUCUCUUAUUCUAUCAUUCUCCUAUACUCUCUUCCCUUAUACUCUCAUUCUCUUAUAAUCUCUUUCUCUUAUACUUUCAUUCUCUUAUACUUUCAUUCUCUUAUACUCUCAUUCACGUAUGCUCUCAUUCUCUUAGGCUCUCUUUCUAUUAUUCUCUCAUUCUGCUAUACUCUCUUCCCCGAUAUUCUCAUUCUCUUAUAAGCUCUUUCUCUUACACUUUCAUUCUCUUAUACUCUCAUUCACGUAUGCUUUCAUCCUCUUAUACUCUCUUUCUCUCAUUUUUUCAUUCUCCUAUACUCUCUUUCCCAUAUACUCUCAUUGUCUUAUACUCUCUGUCUCUUAUAUUCUCAUUAUUUUAUACUCUCUCUUAUGCUAUCCUUCUCUUUUACUCUCCUCAUCUUACACUUCUUUUCUUAUACUCUCAUUAUCUUCUCGUUCUCUUAUACACUCUUUCUUUUUAUACUCUCUUUUUCUUAUACUCUCCUUUUAUAAUUUCCUUCUCUUAUACUUUCAUUCUCCUAUCCUUUUUCUCUCCUACUCACCGUCUUUUAUACUCUCAUUCUUUUAUUCUGUCUUUCUCUGAUACACUCAUUCUCUUAUUCUCACUUUCUCUUAAUCUCUCUAAUGCUAUCCCAACUUCUUCGUUUUUUCUCUGCUAUCACCCUAACUCUUCCUUCCUCCCCUCUAUUGCCAACAUUCAUUUCCUCUCCUAA
This is a messenger RNA of Acanthosepion pharaonis, 972 nucleotides long. NCBI's taxonomy places the organism in Eukaryota, Metazoa, Mollusca, Cephalopoda, Sepiida, Sepiidae. The record is from the annotation of a GenBank genome assembly.